AUGAAGACCUUUCUCAUUCUCAGUGCUCUGCUCACAGGGACAAGUCCUUAUGUCUAUCAGAAAUGUGAACUUGCUCAACUAUUGCGCAGAAAUGGAUUGGAUGGAUAUCGUGGUUACAGUCUGGCAAACUGGGUUUGUUUGGUGCAGCAUGAGAGCAACUACAACACAAGGAUAGUUGGACAUAACAGGAGGGCUGGAAGGACUCUGUCAUCAGAUUACGGGAUCUUUCAGAUCAACAGCGUCAAGUGGUGUGAAGAUGGUCAGACACAGCACCCAAAGAAAAGGAAAGGAUGUAGGAAGAGGUGCAGUGAUUUUAUCAAUGACAACAUCAUAGAUGACAUUCAGUGUGCGAAAAGGAUAGUGACGCCCCAAGGGAUGAAUGCCUGGUACAGCUGGAAGAAAAAAUGCCAGAGUAGAAACCUUGGCGAUUUUCUGGAUGACUGUAAAAUAUAA
Messenger RNA from Rhincodon typus (whale shark), 453 nucleotides. Its product is annotated as lysozyme C-1-like. The transcript is spliced from 4 exons. Lineage: Eukaryota; Metazoa; Chordata; Chondrichthyes; Orectolobiformes; Rhincodontidae. The record is from RefSeq and is a predicted model, not a curated record. Bases 1 to 453 code for a protein of 150 amino acids. Gene Ontology annotation, molecular function: lysozyme activity.